AUGGAAGUAGUGAAGUGUCCCGAGCACGGCACCGUCUGCUUUCUGAAGACUGGCGUCCGCGAGGGACCAAAUAAAGGGAAGAGUUUCUACGUGUGCACGGCGAAGGCGUGCGGCUUCGUGCAGGCCACCAGCAUUCCUGUUUCUUAUUGCUUGUUGCAUGAAGACUUCGUGGUGGAACUGCAGGGUUUGCUUCUCCCACAGGGCCAGAAAGAGUACAGGUUGUUCUUCAGAUGUGUUGAAAGUAAGGCAGAGGGGAAGCACUGGUGUGGAAGUGUCCCGUGGCAGGAUCGUCCCUCCCAAGAACAUUCUGUCACCAGCAAGGGUCAGGAUGCCUCCGAACUAUUUCAUCCUCUUCCCAGCCAGCAGAGAAACCCGUUCAAGGUUCUUGACAAGAAUCAAGAACCAUCUCUCUGGAAACAGCUCAUCAGGGGUGAAGACGAGGAAGAGAAGGCUGGUGGUGGUGCGCAAAGAGAAAAGGAAGACGCUAAGCUGGCUCGAAAGCAGGAACAGAAGCCUGGAUCUAAAGGCUCGAUGGAGAGCGCUCCGUCAGCCGGCCCGGGGCUGAAGAAAGACCCAUCUGCAGUUCCAGAGAAGCAGCACGAGGAGAGAGCAGAGUUUCCGUGUGAAGCCAAGGAGUCCGAAGAUCCACACCAAAGAGACCCUGCUGCUGUUAGACCCCCCAGGUGCUUGGGGAAUGGCCCAAGAGAACCACCGGCGUCUUCUCAGGAGAAAUCAAAUGGGCCGAGUGACGAUGCCCCAACAGAAGCAGAAGCCUGGAGACAAAAGGAAACCAGACGUUGGCCUGUAAAUGGCCGCAGUCAGAAUCCAAUCCACAAGCCCCAGAAAGGGGGCCACCUCAGCAAGGAGCAGCCCAAGCCUGGGGAGGCGACCGAGACAAAAGCAAAGGAGGACUCGAAAACACAGACGGCCCCAAAGAGGCCCCCCGACGAGAGGUCCUGGGCCCCGCGGAAACCCACUGCAGUGCCUGCUGCACCAGGACCAGCUGCCCGCUCUGUGCCCGCAGCAGCAGCAGCAGCAGGCCUCUCCGUGAGGGAGGGCGGGAAAGCCGACACAAGCAGCGAUGACAGCCAGGAGCAAGAGGUUGUCUUUGUUUCCUCUAAGCCAGGGAAGCCCCUGCGUGACUUGACUUUGGACUCACGGAAGAAGGACAGUCUUAAGCUGCCUCGUCAAACUGAGCAAAGAAACAUCUCUCCCAACUCAGGUGUUUCCCACCAGGCAGAGCCGUCAGACCCAGCGGCCCAGCGGGUGUAUCUCACAACACAGCUGAGACAAAAGCAGAGCACAGUGGCGUCCGUGAACCUGCAGGCGCUUCCAGACAAGGGUCAGAAGCUGUUUGAGCAAAUCCGGGCGUUGGAGGAGGCACUCGGCACGCUCACCCUCUCCCCAGAGCCAGGGACUAAUGAGAAGAGUAAUACUCAAGUCCCCCAGCAAGGAAAGAGUAGCAGCAUCCAAACGACCACGGGCCCUGGCCACUUAGUGCCUCCCAAGCCCCUGAAGAGUCAGGGUCCCCGGCCUUCCGGAUCUCUAGGGCUAAAUGCUGGAGGAUCCAGUCAGUCCCGUGGAGGGAACACCCAUGUGAACUCGGGCCAUGCAGGCCAGGAUCGCCUUCACUCGGUGUGGAAAAUCACAAGUGAAGCCAUCGACGAGCUGCAUCGGUCACUUGGGUCUUGUCCUGGUGAGACGGCGGUGGCAGAAGAUCCUCCUGGGUUGAAGGUCCCUUUGCUUCUGCAUCAGAAGCAGGCAUUAGCCUGGCUACUAUGGCGAGAACGUCAGAAGCCACAAGGAGGCAUUCUGGCGGAUGAUAUGGGCUUGGGAAAAACCCUGACAAUGAUUGCUCUUAUCCUGACCCAGAAGAAUCAAGAGACAGACAAAGAGAAGGACAGGAACUCCAUUACAUGGCUUUCUAAAAAUGAGUCCUCUCACUUUACUUCUCAUGGAACACUCAUUAUCUGCCCAGCGUCCCUGAUCCACCACUGGAAAAAUGAGGUAGAGAAACGUGUGGGCCACAGCAAACUGAGAAUCUACCUCUAUCACGGACCAAACCGGGAUCAACGUGCAAGAGUCCUCGCCUCCUAUGAUAUCGUGAUCACGACCUACAGCCUUCUGGCCAAGGAAGUUCCCACAAAGAAGCAGGAGGGAGAGGUCCCAGGUGCAAACCUCAGUGUGCAGGGCAUCUCAGUACCUUUGCUUCAAGUGGUGUGGGCCCGAGUCAUCUUGGAUGAAGCUCACAAUAUCAAGAAUCCCCGAGUGCAGACGUCCAUAGCAGUGUGUAAACUCCAAGCCCAUGCCCGCUGGGCUGUCACUGGGACCCCCAUUCAGAACAACCUGUUGGACAUGUACUCGUUGCUGAAAUUCCUCCGUUGUUCCCCGUUUGAUGACUUCAGUCUGUGGAAGAGUCAAGUUGACAACGGCUCAAAGAAAGGAGGAGAGCGGCUAAGUAUUUUAACGAGAAGCCUUUUGCUGAGGAGGACAAAGAACCAGCUGGACGCCACUGGCAAACCUUUGGUGCCGCUACCCCGGCGUCAAUGCCAGUUGCACCACUUAAAGCUCUCAGAAGAUGAGGAGGCUGUUUACAAAGUCUUCUUUGCAAAGUCCAGGUCCGCUUUGCAGUCCUACCUAAAAAGACAUGAAAAUGGGGACAAACCGUGUGGAAGGAGCCAUGAAAAUCCCUUCAGUAGAGUAGCCCAGGAGUUUGGAUCGAGUGGGCCUGGACAUCCCAUGGGGGCAAACUCUCAGAGAUCCAGCACCGUCCACAUAUUGUCACAGUUGCUGAGACUCCGCCAGUGUUGCUGCCACCUGUCUUUACUGAAGUCGGCCCUGGAUCCGACAGAGCUGCAGGGCGACGGCCUCGCCCUCUCCCUGGAAGAGCAGCUCAGUGCACUGACCCUGUCGGAGCUCCACAGCCCGGAGCCAUCGUCCACGGUCUGCCUUCAUGGCAUCUCCUUCAAGGUGGAGCUGUUCAAAGACACCCGAGAGAGCACGAAGAUCUCAUCGCUGCUGGCAGAACUGGAGACAAUCCGAAGAAAUUCAGAGUCACAGAAGAGUGUCAUUGUUUCCCAGUGGGCCAGCAUGCUGAAAGUUGUAGCACUGCACCUCAGGCGGCACGGACUGACUUAUGCUACCAUCGAUGGCUCGGUCAGCCCCAAGCAGAGGAUGGACUUGGUCGAGGCGUUCAACAGUAGCUCCCGGGGUCCACAGGUUAUGCUAAUCUCCCUCUUGGCUGGCGGUGUGGGUCUGAACUUGACUGGAGGCAACCAUCUUUUUCUUCUUGACAUGCACUGGAAUCCUUCACUUGAAGACCAGGCCUGUGACCGAAUUUACCGAGUAGGACAGCAGAAAGAUGUUGUCGUACACAGGUUUGUGUGUGAGAGGACAGUGGAGGAGAAGAUACUGCAGCUCCAAGAAAAGAAGAAGAACCUAGCCAGGCAGGUCCUAGCCGGAUCUGGAGAAUCCAUCACCAAGCUCACUUUGGCUGACCUCAAAGUCCUCUUCGGCAUCUAGCCACCUGCUUCUGGGGCGCAGAGGCAUGCCCCCAUUGGUUGUAUUAGGGUGAGGGGCUAACAACCUAACGGCGGCCCUGCAGCUCUCGGCUUGGCACCCUGCUGCACUGAUGCCCUCCGCAGAACAGCCUGACCUCGCCCCUGGAACUCAGGGUCUGCCAGCUUGUGGGUUAAUUAGCAAGUGGCAAGCAGAUGAAAGAAACCCCUUUGGAGUGAGCUACUUUCUAAACCAAGUCUGGCAGAGUUGCACGUAAGCUGUGGCCCCAGCUCAAAAGGCCCGUCCUGGCGUGUCUCAUCAGCUAAGAGGAGAACCAGCGUCGGGCCCCUUUCCAGCACAAUCUCCAUUCUGCUCUCAUCUCUUCUUGCCAAAGAACUACGCCUGUGGGCCGGGCAGAGAGUGGGCUCCUGCAGCCUUUCCUCUGAGGUGGUCUCAGAUCACUGCAGAUCACAGAGGGGUCUGAUACAUAGCCGAUGGUCGGUAUCUGUGCCAUUGAGUAUUAAUGUCACUCAGUGUUUGCUUCACCAUGUGCCUUUAGAUUUAAAUCAUUGUAUCACUCACGAUUUAGACUUUUAUCCAUUUUCCAGUUGUUACAUUUUAAUAUCACUAUCAUUUAGGAUUCAUACCGUUAUGCCAUUGGCUGUUUGUAGCACUGAACAUCAUCACCUUCUCCCGGGCUUGUGUUAUCAGUGAGCUCUAAUAAAUGUCUGUUUACCAACA
Echinops telfairi (small Madagascar hedgehog) is the source of this 4239-nucleotide messenger RNA. It is a transcript of the gene TTF2, whose product is annotated as transcription termination factor 2. Lineage: Eukaryota; Metazoa; Chordata; Mammalia; Afrosoricida; Tenrecidae. Gene Ontology annotation, molecular function: zinc ion binding; ATP binding; ATP-dependent chromatin remodeler activity. The record is from RefSeq and is a predicted model, not a curated record. The transcript has 23 exons. Bases 1 to 3522 code for a protein of 1173 amino acids.